GCUAACAGAUUUGAAUGUUUCCUUUCCCCAAGAAGAAACAAAUGCUCAGGUUGCAGCAAAACUGAAUUUGCUUGUAUCAGAAAAUAAAUAUUCAUUAGGAGAGCUUAUUGCUCCACAAACUUUCUCCAAACUUGUUGUAAGAAACAAUGAAAUAGAAACUGAAACUUUUUCUAUAGAUGGCAGAGUACAUCCACUAAAAGUAAUUAGAGAUAGCAUAACAAAAAAUCAUUGGAUUUAUAUGAGGGUUAAAACUGAUGAAGAGUAUGAAAAAAUGUCGCGUAUAUCAAUUAUUAACUAUCUAAAAAGGAUUAAUGAAAUGCAAGAAGUUGACCAAGACGAAGAAACCAAUAACUUAAAAAUUAGAUUAAAAAAAUUUGAACGAAAAAGACAUUUUAUGUGGUGGCAUGAUACUUCAACUAUAAGCAACCAUAGUCACGUCUUAAUGACAAUUUCAACUUUAUUUGAUCCUGCAAUUCAUUAUACAUCUGAAGAAUAUCAACAAAAGUAUAACAAAACCAUUCAAGCGGUUGUUGAAGCUCCUAUAUGGUAUAUCUUUGGGAGAUGUUCAGCUACUGAUGAAACGCUUGUUUAUUCAGAACAAAGAUUGAAUGAUAUUAUUCAGAUGAAAGACCCUAUUAAGAAUAGUGAAAUUGAAAUUUAUGAUGAAAUGAGAUUUUUUAAAGGUGAUGGUCCUUCAGCCCAAUUUGAAGCAGGUCAGCAAAAAGAAGGUAAUUAUGUAUGCUGGAUUUGUGACAUUAAUGUCGUUGAGCAUUCUAAUUAUUCCUGUUUAUUAAAUAGAGCUUGCAUAAAUUUACAAGAUCGACAAGAUAAAGUCCUUUUUACGGAACAGUCAAGGAAAAAAAGUCACGAUAAAAUAAAAAAACUUUAUUCAUAUCUAACAAAAAAAGAAAUAAUAGUUGAAUUAAAUCAGCAAAAUGUAAACUUUACCAAAAAUGAAUCAAAGCAAUUAUUAGAUUUAAAAUUAACAAAAACCAUGCAUGGUAUUCAAAGAGUUCCAAGUCUUAUAUUUUAUCAGCCUGAUAUCAGUUUACCAAAAAAUGGUUUAUCAAAAUAUGAGUUACUAAUGGAACCUCUUCAUGAUGUUUUUAAUCAUAUAAAAAAUCUUCUUAGAGAACUACCCCACCAUUUCGAUAAAAAAGCGAAAACAGAAAUUGAAUCAAUUAUUGAACUUUCAUUUGAAGGAAAAGAUGUAAAAAGAGCUGUUGACUACAGAUCAUGCAUAAUAAAAACAUCAAUAUAUUUUCAGCAGAAAUUUCCCUAAAAUCCUUUGACAGAUAUUUUUAUUACGAUGUGCCAAAUUCAAGAAAUAUUAAAAAACAAUUGGAGAAGAACCGGUGUUGUCGGCCCCCUUGUGAAUUUGUAAAAAAAAAGAGUCAGAAUUUGGAUUUUUUUUUGUAUUUUAGACUUGCCCGAGUCGUUUACUAAAAGACACACAAUGCACUAGUUGUUAGUGCUCUACUCGAACUAUAUAUGCAAAUAAUGUGUAAAUGCGUGACACGAUUUUAUUUAAAUUUAUUUUUACUUAAAAUUAUAUUUGAAAAGAUAAUUGUAUCUUGAUAGGC
Messenger RNA from Hydra vulgaris (swiftwater hydra), 1583 nucleotides. NCBI's taxonomy places the organism in Eukaryota, Metazoa, Cnidaria, Hydrozoa, Anthoathecata, Hydridae. The record is from RefSeq and is a predicted model, not a curated record.